AUGAUUCGCUUGCACAAAACAAUUUGCUUCCAGAGGCGAUGGGCAAGUAAUGCAGCAAAGAAUUCUUCUACGCUAAUGCGGGCGCAGUUGGAUAUCUCAGACAUCAUCCUGCGGUCAGAGGAGUACAAGAAAUCAGUUGAAAGACGACAAUUACCUGAUACUUUGAAAGCGGAUAUAGAUUACAUUGUGAAAGCACGACCGCUUCAAGGCGAACUUUUUAGCAAAAUCAAUGCGUUGAAGCGUGAAAGAAACGAAUUGGCAAAUAAAAUCAAAUCAAAAUCGGUUAAGGUGGAUGAUGUUAAAUUGAGGUUAACAACGAUUAAACUGGAGAUGCAACCUCUUGAAAAGCAGUUGAAAGAUAUGCAGGAAACAGUUUAUACCAAAGCAGAAGGGUUGCCUAACUUGUUGGAUGACGGUGUUCCAGAAAAUCCACUUGCAGAAGAUAUCGUUGCCUAUAUAAACACCAACAGCACGGAAGCCGCGUCUUUCAAUGCAUCCAGUGAAGACAUGUCAAGAGAUCAUAAAUCCAUUUGCGAAAGUAUGGGACUCGUCGAUUUUGCCACUGCAUCACGUAUUUCCGGCUCAUCUUGGUAUUAUCUUUUAAAAGAUGGUGCAUUGCUUGAACAGGCAUUGGUGCAAUAUGCGCUUUCAAGAGCACGCCAACAUGGGUACACCAUGGUCAUUCCACCAUCGAUUGUCAAAUCAGAAAUAGUUCAUGCUUGUGGGUUCAAACCUAAUGACCAAAACAACGAGAAGCAAGUUUACCAAAUUGAAGAGGAACCACUUUCAUUAACGGGAACUGCAGAGAUCCCUCUUGGUGCAUUGCACUCAUCAACAAUAUUUCCACCUCAUACCAAGCUUCCAAUAAAAUAUGCAGGCGUUUCUAGAUCUUAUAGAGCCGAGGCUGGGUCUAGUGGAAGGGAUACAAAGGGGUUAUACAGAGUACACGAGUUUACAAAAGUUGAAUUAUUCCAUUUCACAACUAUGGAUCAAGCCAAAUCAGAACUCGAAGAAAUAAAAGACUUUCAAGUUGAGUUGGUGCAAAGUUUAGGAUUGAAAGCCAAAUUGCUCAAUAUGCCUACAUCAGAUUUAGGUUCACCAGCGUUGAAGAAAUAUGAUAUCGAGGCAUGGAUGCCUGGUAGGGGUGCAUGGGGUGAGAUCACGAGUAGUUCCAACUGUGGAGAUUAUCAGUCUAGAAGGUUGGGCAUUAGACUCAACACUGGGGAGAGCACAAAACAUGUAGCAACAUUGAAUGGUACUUGUAUGGCAGUGCCCAGGGUCAUUGUUGCUCUUAUCGAACAAAACUAUGAUCCUGAAAGGAAGGUUAUAAACAUUCCAGAAGUUUUGAGGCCAUAUAUGGAUGAUAAGAAGGUAAUUAGUAAAGAUUGA
Messenger RNA from Lodderomyces elongisporus, 1389 nucleotides. It is a transcript of the gene DIA4, whose product is annotated as putative serine--tRNA ligase. Lineage: Eukaryota; Fungi; Ascomycota; Pichiomycetes; Serinales; Debaryomycetaceae. Bases 1 to 1389 code for a protein of 462 amino acids. Gene Ontology annotation, cellular component: mitochondrion. The transcript has a single exon. Gene Ontology annotation, molecular function: ATP binding; tRNA binding; serine-tRNA ligase activity. Gene Ontology annotation, biological process: mitochondrial seryl-tRNA aminoacylation. The record is from RefSeq and is a predicted model, not a curated record.